Messenger RNA from Rhodamnia argentea, 924 nucleotides. Its product is annotated as small heat shock protein, chloroplastic-like. The record is from RefSeq and is a predicted model, not a curated record. The transcript has 2 exons. Lineage: Eukaryota; Viridiplantae; Streptophyta; Magnoliopsida; Myrtales; Myrtaceae. The coding region runs from base 104 to 751 and encodes 215 amino acids.
CGAAUUACGAUUCGCUCCUUGUCAUCACUAAGCCUCCAAAACCCUCGCCGAAUCCCUCUGACCCGCGUCUCGGGACGACCUGCAAGCUCCAAGCAUAUCGGAAAUGGCGUCUUCACUCGCUCUCCGGAGAGUCGCCGCCGCCUCCAGCGUCUUGUCCAGGCUGACCAAUCCGCUCCGCGCGGCCUCCAUCGCCCCUAAUGUGACUCGGCCCUUCAACACCAGCUCUCAGAUGAGGCGCUACGACGACGACGACGAGAGCGUCGUCGACGUCGAGCGCCGCACCAAUAGUCCCUUCUCCUCGGUCAUCGACCUUGGUCCGUACUCAGAUGUGUUUGAUCCAAUAUGGCCGGCUAGUCGGAGCCUGAGCAAGGUGCUGAACCUGAUGGACCAGCUCGCGGAGAACCCGUUCUUUGCUGCUUCCCGCGGAGUGGGAGCGACUGGAUCGAGGAGGGGCUGGGACGUGAAGGAGGACGACAAUGCCCUCUCCCUCCGGAUGGACAUGCCUGGCCUCAGCAAGAAGGAUGUGAAGGUCUCCGUGGAGCAGAACAUCCUGACGAUCAAGGGCGAGGCCGAGAAGGAGUCGGGGGAGGAGGAGAGCGGGAGGAGGUACUCGAGUAGGCUGGAUCUUCCGCCAAACCUGUACAAGCUCGGGGAGAUAAAGGCGGAGAUGAAGAAUGGUGUGUUGAAGGUGGUGGUCCCCAAGGUGAAGGAAGACGAGAAGAAGGAUGUUUUCCAGGUUACGAUUGAAUGAAAUGCUGAGAAAGUCGGAGAAGGGAUUUCUUUUGGGAGGUGAAGGUGCUAUCUUACUUUUUUUCCUUUUUCUAGCAGUAAGUUCUAUCUGGUGUUUCAAGCCGAGACUCAUUAGACAAUGUUCUUCCGCUUGCUUGGGUUCUUGAUGAGUAUCGAGACCUGUCUUUUUGUAAA